This is a messenger RNA of Rubroshorea leprosula, 1159 nucleotides long. The record is from the annotation of a GenBank genome assembly. Lineage: Eukaryota; Viridiplantae; Streptophyta; Magnoliopsida; Malvales; Dipterocarpaceae.
UCUCCCAUUAACAAAUUUAGCCUGAAAUUGAACAGAGUAAAAUAUAUUUACUCUGUCUUAGGCAAAUGAGAUUUUUAAAACUCUUUCUGCUCUUACUCUCCUCUGCUUUUCACAUAAAUCUCAGUUCCGCCCAAAUUGCUAAUGAUUUCCGUAAAAGUUGUGCUAGCAACAACGGUAACUUCACCGCUAACAGUACCUACGAUGCCAACCUCAAUCGUCUCUUCUCCCAACUGUCCUCCACCCAGAAUUACAAUCAUGGCUUCUACCAUAUGUCCGUUGGCCAAAGCCCUGACCAGGUCAACGCAAUUGCACUCUGCAUGGAGACCAAAAUGUGGACGUCUGCAGAAGUUGCCUGAACAGCACCAUUUACGCUCUUCAACGCUCUUCAACAAACCUGUCCCAACAAUAAAGAAGCAAUCGGGUGGUCGGAAUUUUGUACUUUACGUUACGCAAACCGACAAAUUUACGGAGUUAUGGAAACCGAUCCUUAUGAUAGACUAUGGAGAGUUGACAACCAAUCUGCGCCGCAUAACGUUAAUGAUUUCGACAGAGGCCUUGAGUUUCUUAUUGAAAAAUUUAAGCGUCCGUGCGGCUGGCGGAGGUCCUCUUUUCACGUAUGCAGCGGGUUUAACGGCCUCUUCCCAAAGAAUUUACGCCAUGAUGCAGUGUGCCGCUGAUCUGUCCCAGCAAAAUUGCAGCGCUUGUCUGGCAACGGGCAACGGCAGGAUGAGGGCUGCCUGCUAUGGAAUAACCGAGUGCUGAACUGUGCAACCCAGCUGUUUCUUAAGAUACGAGAUUGAUUUAUUUUUGAACGAUACAAGUAAUGUCACUAUUGUGUCGUUUGCACCUCCUGGUCCACCUCCUCUGAGUCCAACAGAAGGCCAUGGGUGUUGGGUGUUGGGUGCAUUGGUCCUUUUUGGGUUUGUGCCUUGAGUGUUGGCUGUAAUAAUCUGAGUUGGCUGGUUUAGGCCUUGGUUGUUGGUUGCAUUGAUAUAUCUUUGCUAAAUUGUGUGUCGGGUGUUGGCUAAAGUAUCUCCCCUUCCACUAUUGUUUUAUGUAGAAGGUUCAUUGCUUGGCUCAUUCUCAUAGACAACAAUUUUGUGCAGCCAUUUUUUUCAUCUCCCCAUCUCUCAAGCUUUAAGAAAAAUGGAACAAGAUG